Molecule: messenger RNA, 5774 nt
Organism: Seminavis robusta
Lineage: Eukaryota; Bacillariophyta; Bacillariophyceae; Naviculales; Naviculaceae
Source: the annotation of a GenBank genome assembly
AGCAGGGAAACAGACAGCCAGCAAACACCAACACAAACCAACACACAAACGCAACAGCAAAAAGCACAAAAGAGAUUGAAAAGCGCCACCAUGGUGAUGACCUCGGUGGUAACGAUAGGAGGUUCUGGGGCGCAGCAAGAGCAAGAAAUACUGCGACAGUCAGUGGUAGAACCGUUGCUCCACAAUGAGCUUCGUGCGACGUCUUCCAUGUUUGAGCAGGAACCUGAGUUUCAAGCAGGAGCUCCCUUGUCUUCCUUGUGGAAAGCUAGAACGAUGCACCAACCAGAAAGUAGUUCCAGUACCAGUACCAGUCUCACUACUGACACAAAGCCACACCAAGAGAAACAACAGCAAGAUCAGAAUGACGAUGGCUGUGAGGAAAAUCAAAGAACGACUGUGAAACGACCGCAACAUCACCAGCAAGCAGAAUCCACCUCUUGUUCCUCCUGUGCGUCCUCUUCAUCCUGCCAAGAAGAGCAAGUUCUAGUAGCUUCAGCUUCAGCUUCUUUGUCAUCUCCUGAUGAAACAUGUUCACAUGAACGGCGAUACAAACCUCCACUAUCAGAGUCAAUACACGUAAUAGAAGACAAGACUGAAUCCACAGAUGCUUCUACGGCUUGUGCCGUGUCGCCACACUUGCCAGAAGCUUACAAUUCGAGUUGGAGUUCUCCAGUGAUAGUCGAGGAAUUGGACAGACAACAAGAGCAACAUCAUCAACAACAACAAGACGAGGAAAUACCGAGUGGUCCGUCGACACCUGAUGACGAUAGUGCACAACCAAUAGAAGAGGAAAGCCAGAAUCAUGACGAGACAAAAAUCCAGAGUUGUCGCGAGAUACCGGUAGAGGUGGAAAAUAUCGAUGCUUGUAACGGUGCCGAUCCGGAGGAUGCACAAGCACACUGCAUUAUUCGUGAGGCUGUCAGGCAAAGGACGAGCAGUAUAGACGACAGCAACACAUGUAGAACCAGCAACGACGAACAAGAUGCAGAACCAAGUCGCCCCACUGACGAACAACAACAACAACAACAACAACAACACACCACCCGGCCGCAGCAAGAAGAAAGCAUAGAAAUUUCGCAUUCAAACAGAACGACAACAACAACAACAACCAACGAAGAACCCGCUUCUCCAAAAAUUAGUCGACAAACAGAAAAGAAACUUGACUGGAGUUUUCUGAAAGAUGGAACGCUCUACGAUCGAGACAAAGAGAUCAAGGCUCUGCAAGAUGCUUUCCGUCGCCAGAUUCAGAGCGCGCCACCAGAUUCAACUUACGACAAUCCAGAAGAAGAAAGGCAACAAUCUCUUGUGCUGGUCUCGGGACACUCAGGGACCGGAAAAUCUGCAUUGGUCAGGAAUGCCUUGAAACCCUUGGUAAUCAACGAGAGGAAUGGUUGUUACCUCACUGGGAAAUUUGAUCAGCUCCAGCACAACAAAGAACCAUAUGCCCCCUUUGUCAAUGCCAUCAACGAUUAUGUUUACCACGUGCUCCACCAGCAAAAAGUCGAAAACAAAUACACCCACAUGUCCUCGCUUUCUUUUCUCGAAUCACUGCAAACAGAAAUACUCAGUGCCUUGAGGCCAGAAGGAUGCAAUAUUUUACUGCAGAUGAUCCCUGCCCUGGCUCAGAUUGUGCAGAUGAACGGGCAAGCCCCAAACAACCUACAAUUCAGUGGGACUGCAUCAGCGUUCGCCUUUGUCAAUGCCUUUGGAGGUGCGGGUGGAGCCAUAGGUCCUAUCACCAACACGCGGGAAGGCUCACAAGAUCGGCUCAAGAUUAUAUUUCGCCGGUUCUUGCGGGUGAUUUGCAAGCCGGAAAGGCCCUGUGUUCUAGUGCUGGACGAUCUUCAGUGGGCCGACUCGAGCUCUCUAGACUUGAUGGAAAGUCUCAUUUGUGACGGUCGCAAUAACAAUGGAUUGUUCCUGGUGGGAAUUUGUCGCAGCAACGAAAUUACAAUGGGGCACAACCUAGCCGCCUUGCUGCGUCGAUUAGAGGACCAGCGGAAUGUUCACAUUCACAAUAUUGUGGCACACAACCUAAGCUUCAACGCUACCAAUCAACUGAUCUGUGAUGUGCUCAAACAACCUUGGGAUAUUUGCCUUCCUUUGACGGAAAUUAUUCAUGAACAAGCUGACGAAGGAAAUGUGUUUCAUGUCGUCAACUACAUGAAGGCAUUGCAUGCUGACAAGGUGCUGAUUCAGGAUGUGGAGUAUGGAACAGGGGGGUGGUUAUGGGACGAGGAACGAUGGGAACGUCUCUUCAAUGACAACAAACCUAGAUCCAAACGGAGACGACCAAGACCCACGGGCAAGCAGCUACACGAGUCUCCUCCUCCCCAGCAGCAACAACAACAUACAUGCAAAUGUGGCGAUAUUGGUGUCUCUCCAAUGGAAGACUUGAUCCUUCGUCAGAUUCGCCGACUCCCACAGGAUGUACAGCUCUUUCUCCGCACUUGUGCGUGCAUUGGAACCGAGAUCGAUCUGUCCUUGGUGGAAAAGGUACUUGGAGAAGAGAUAUACCUUCCGAUGACAGUGAGGGUUGCCGUGGAAGAAGGGCUUUUGGUAGCGUUGGAUCGAUCGUGCAGCGGGGACAGUUCUGGACGCGAAACCAGCACUGCUCGAUGUUACAAGUGGGAGCACGAUUGCUUUCAAAGUGCUGCGUAUACAACGAUUCCAGAGGAAAAGAAAUCGGCUAUGCAUUUGUCGGUGGGUCGAAUGUUGUUCAAGAACAUGCCGUCAAUGGAAGACUUUUACGACCACAUCUUCGUGGUGGUCAAUCAAAUGAACCGCGGUAUGAUCCACAUCGAAGAUCAGGGUGAACGAGAUGGCCUCGCUGCACUGAAUCUUAAGGCUGGCAACCGUGCAGCCAUGUCCAGCGACUUUCAUUCUGCCAUUCGAUAUUUUGUUGUGGGAACGACUCUCCUCUCGCAGGGCCCGUUUCCGUGGUCACGACAGUACGAGCUCAGCUUGGAACUCCAUAGUGCGUUAGCUGAGGCCGAAUACUGCGUGGCGGACUAUGAAAUGAUGGAUAUUGCGAUUUUGGAAGUCUUGGCGAACGCUGUCGCUUUUCCUGACAUGAUAAGAACAUAUGCGACAAAAGUGUAUUCGCUUGGCGCACAAUUCCAUCUCCAGGAAGCGAUUGACCUGGGGCUCAAAGUGCUGGAACGCUGCGAUGAAGCAUUCUCCGACCCACUUCCUAGUCGCAAAAAAGCCUUGUCUUAUUUUCAACCACCCAUGAAAACCAAGCGAAAGCUGCGUUUCAAGACCAAGUCUCAGUUACUCUACAUGCCAGAUAUGUGCGACGAAGACAAGCUGGCUGCAAUGGGAAUCCUCAAUCUGCUGACCACAUAUUCACUGAUAGGAAGGCCAUCCUUGUUUCCCUACAUUGCCGCACGCCUCGUGAGACUCUCAUUGGACUACGGGUUGUGCGCAAUAUCGGCUCCUGGUUUUGCCUUCUUUGGUUUGUGGUGCUGUUCCAUUGGAGAUGUCAGCAGGGGUUACCGGUAUGGCACGUUAGCUCUAGAUAUAUUGGAAGAACGCUACCAAAACACCAUCUCGGAAUGGGUACCUAGAGUCUACUCGAUAUUUUACGGAUGGAUCGCUCCGUGGAAACAGUCGCUGCAAUCAACGUUUGAGCCAACACAACAUGCACAUCGAGUGGGUCUUGAGACAGGGGACAUUGAGUAUGCGAUGAUUGGUGCCCAUGUCUACGGAAUGAACGCUUUUUUUGCCGGCAUGCCGCUCAAUGAGCUGGAAGGGGAGAUGCGAAAGUUUGUUUCGUUGAUGAACCUGCACAAACAGGGCCCCUGGGCAGCAGCGACCUCUGUGCAACUUCAACUGAUUCACAACCUCAUGGGCAAGGCUGAAAACCCUUUGGUGCUGCGAGGAGAAAUCAUGACAGACGAAAAAGUGCGGGAAAUUGCCAGCUUGCAAAACAUGGAGAGUUAUGAGAUGUAUUUUGUUCAGGUAAUGGUCUGGAAUAUGUUGCUGGCUUACCACCUUGGCGAGAUACGGCAGGCGCUCGUGACUGCCAGGGAAUGCCGCGAAGCCAUCAAGAGUUUCGGUUCUUCUUUCCUUGUGGUUAUCCAGUAUUUCUACGAUGGCAUGAUCGCCUUGGCAGCCGCCGCAGACCCACACUUUGAAAAUUCCAAGAAGGAGCAUCUGUCCGUUGCCGCGAGAGCGAUUGGGAAGCUCAAGAAGAUAGCCAAACAGUGCCCUGAGAAUUGCCUGCAUAAGCUGUUUCUACUGCAGGCAGAUUUUGAAGCCGUGAAAGGCAGUAUCGACAAGGCCGUUGUUUUGUAUGGUAAAAGUAUCGCCAAGGCACACGAAAAUGGUUUCCUGCAGGAUGAAGCAUUGGCGCAAGAGAGGGCCGGUGUGGCGCUGUGGCACGAUUCUAACAAUCCCAGGUCAAAUCUCUACUUGAAUCGGGCGCUCGAAUUGUACUCAAAGUACGGCGCCGAGGCGAUUGUUGACCGUCUGCAUUGUCGUUAUUUUCGAUAAUAACGAUCAUCUUGAAGCUACAAGUAUAAACAUGUCACAUUUUUGUAAUGCUUCGACUAUUGCUGUGCGUGGUCUGACCUCGUCAGGGUAGCGUUCCAAAUGACCCUCUGCCAGCUGGAUCCAUCGACGCUGGCAAGCGUUGUCUUGGGUUGCCAAGAGCAGUGCUCAUCACCGGCCAAUCUCCAAUCAUCCCAUGACACUCUUCUUGACUCACCGGCUGGAGCAAUGACAUCCAUGGAUAUCUGCCAUGUGGAAGGGUAAUUGUUGGCUACAUACAUAUUGUAGUUUUCCAAACAGGAGCCCACAGUGACGUUUUGAUAAUUGUCAUCUUGCCAUUUCGUAUUUUUGACCAAUCCCAUAAAGGGCACCCUCGACACAACUAGUGACCACCGAUUGGGAUGAGCUCCAACAACACCCAUCUGAAGAUGCCAUUCCCAAUCAUCGACAUUCGUUACUUGAACGAGUGUGAAUGUUGUCUCUACAAGCUCCCCUGGUUUGACAGGAAUGAGUUUGCCAGUGGCAGCCUUGGGUUUCCAACAAGGUUUCCUUUUCACACUAGCGUUUUGAUCUGACGGUGCAACUUCCGAAGUAGUGUUGCAUGGCAGGGCAAAGAAGUAUUGAGCUCCAAUAUGCCAUUCAUCCAGGACCAGCCACUUUGGUUCAUAGUCGGGAUAGUUGGACGAAUUUGCAAGCACAUUUCUGACCAAUGAGAGUUAGAAGCAACGGCAACAUCAAACGUGAGGGGAAAGUAUGUACUGGUACCACAAUGUUUCUUGAAAAGCAGCUUUCUUCGUCUUCCCACGUACCCCAACAUGAGCUGCGGAACGAACUGAUUCAUAAAUCCUCCCUUUGGUUGUUGCCUCCAAAAGAUGUUGAAGUAAUCAUAGUAGGUCAUGGUCUGGCUAUUGUAGGACUUUGGUAGAGGUGGCACUCGAAAACGAGCAGUGAAGAGAACGCCUGGUUCAUGCCCAAGGGGAUAGUGAUCAUGGCUGGGUCCCACACAGAGAUGCGCCUCAUGGUUACACUCUUUCUUUCUGGCGUCAGAACUCUCAGACCAUUCUUUGGGUGAAGCAACCGUGAAUUCAUUCGAUUGACCCUGUGGACGCCGCAUCCCCAGCGGAGACGAGAGCCAUUGUGGCUUGUGCUCCUCUUCUGCACAUGCAAGCCAGGGCAUGCAAGACGUGGAGACUGCCAAAAGAACACAAACAAUAGAGAUCAUUGCCGACAUUGUCAUGUGGUCGUCAUUAGUCUUGUGUCGUCGUCUGGGGCAACAGUGA